This is a messenger RNA of Danio rerio (zebrafish), 1505 nucleotides long. The record is from RefSeq and is a predicted model, not a curated record. Lineage: Eukaryota; Metazoa; Chordata; Actinopteri; Cypriniformes; Danionidae.
UUACUUCCGGUUUUGACCGCCCCUGGGUAAACUUAUUUCCGGUAAAAACAAUGGCAGCGCAGUCGAGGAGCAAGGCGUUCUGCUGUGUACCAAAGUGCAGCAAUUCAAAGCAAAAGCAACCAUACAUGAGUUUUCAUGAGUUUCCCACUAACGACAUGCAAAGACAAAAGUGGGUACAUGCAAUUCGACGAGACGAAGGGCCGAAGUUUGAUAUUAGAAGGGCAAGUACGUUAGUCUGCAGUCAACACUUCACUGCUGCUGACUUCAUCCAGGGUAGUUGUCGCUUAAAACCUGGAGUUAUUCCAAGUCGCUUUCAGUGGAACAAUUUCCAUGUACAGCCACAAAAGCAGUCUGCUUUUGAGAGGUCAAGUGCUCGUCUAGGAGUAGAUGUGCGUGCCCCGAAAACUGUGGAUCUGCAGAGUAACGACUCAGAAGUUAUCGUCAAGGACCAUGACUACGCUGCAUACCCCCCUCCUGGUGCUUUGGAUGAAGCCUUGGAAUACAUAGCAGAGCUGGAGGCUAGGCUAAAAAAAAUUUCACUGGAGACACCAACUGUGUUCAGUAGGUUUUGUGUGUCUGAUCACACAAUUCGCUACUACACCAGGUUUCCCUCACAGGAAGUAUUCCAGGUUUUCUGGGAGUCUGUUUGUCCAUCUGCCACAAACCUUAUGUACUGGACAAAAGCACAAAGAAUGGGUCAGGAAGCUUCCCCUACACCAAGUCCUGCACGCAAAAUUCAGCUCAUAGAUGAACUGUUCAUGUACUGUUGCCGCGUAGCUGCUGGCCUUAGGGAGAGAGUAAUUGCUGACAUCUUUGGUGUAAGCAUGGCCACAGUAAGCAGGACAGUCAUCACAUGGGCAAAUUAUCUUUAUUUUGUUUUAGGCUCUGUUCCCAUUUGGAUGUCAAGGGAACAAAUAAGCUCUUCCAUGCCUGAGAAGUAUAGUUCAUUCAGUCCAAAUGUCAGAGUAAUCCUGGACUGUACAGAAAUUUUCUGUGAGAGUCCCACAUCUCUGACACUCCACUCAGAGAUAUUCUCUAACUACAAGAGCACAACAACAUUUAAAGGACUCUUGGGAGUGGCUCCAUGUGGUGCAGUAACAUUCAUCUCUCGUCUGUACACUGGCUCAAUCUCUGACAAAGAGAUUACAAGGAGGUCUGGCAUCUUGAGUCUACUUGAACCUGGAGAUGAGGUGAUGGCUGACAAAGGCUUUACAAUUGGGGACAUGAUCACCAAUGUUGGUGCUACACUAAUAAUUCCACCGUUCAAGCGUGACCGGCAGUUCAGCAAGACAGACUGUCAAAAAACACAAACCAUUGCACGGCUCAGAAUUCUGGUGGAAAGAGUAAUACGACGAGUUAAAGAAAACCACAUCUUCGAUUCUGCUGUACCACUAAGCUUGUCAGGAACAAUUGACCAGAUCUGGCAUAACUGCUGCUUCAUGGUAAAUUACCAGGGACCAAUGUUUUUGGAGCAUUAAAUGAGCCAGAUUUCUGCAUCUUCUGUG